AUGUCGUCAGUAUAGCUUCCAGACAUAAAUCAGAACAAAAACUAUUCUAGCAUUAAGAAUUUAGAUAGGAGAUUUAAUAAGGAGACUCCUAAUGGAUAAAAGCGACCUUUAUAUGGAAGUUCAGUUUUUUUAAAUACUACAAAUAAUAAUUCAGUAGUAUAGAAUACUAAUAAUCCCACCCCAAACAAUAAUAGUUCUACAACUAACUUGAAUACUUUGAAUUAGUCAAACUUAAGUUAGUCUUAGGUUUUUGUUGCUUUAAGAUCUUUAGAUAAAUAUUAUAAAACUAACGAUAUCCAUGAUAUUCUUGGCCAUGAAAAAGACUAUUAUCCCUAGCUUUCUGAGUCUCAUAAAAAAAACUAAGAAAAGGAAGUUGAUGGAAAUUUGAAUAGUCUGAAAAAAUCAUUUAAUAUUUUAAGAAGUAAAUCUGACAAACGCGAGAAAGAAAUCUAAUCAAUGAGAUCAGAUAUAGACAAGAUGAAAAUGCAAGAAAAAACAUUGCUUAUCCGCACUGACGGCGCAGGAGAUGUUUACAAUGAAUUAGAAUAAGAAUUUGAAAGUACAAAAUCCCUUUAGGAAGAAGCUGAAAUGAAUAAAAAAACAUACGAACAUAUGCUUGAUAGAAUGAAAAAUGAUAUUAUUGCUUACAAACUCAAAGCCCACAGCACAGAAGAUACUCUCGAAUUAGGAGAAUCAGUACUUACUAAUGCUGUUUUAAAGUAGUAGUAAAUUGUAUAAAAAGAAGGCAAAGCUCAUUAAGCUUUAGAGCAUGUUUUAAAAGCAAAAGAAGAAGAAAAUAAAGACAGAGAAGCUUAUUUAGAGAAUUUCAAGAAACAAUUAAUGGAGUAAACUGAGUUAGAAAAGCAAAGAGAUGAAAGAAUCAAGAGACAAUAAGAAAUUGCAGAAAUAGCUGCAAAUGAUAUUAGAGAUCUUAACUUAAAAAAAUGGAGAAAACUAUAGCUUGUCCAUCAAUUUUUGAGCACUUUUCUUAAGAAGAAAAUGGAAAGCGAGAUGAAAAAGUAUUAAGGCAUUGAGUAAGCCUUUUAAAAGAUAAAGGCUUCCACUGGAGUGAACGAUGCUGGAGAAAUAGUUCAUAAAUUCUUAAAUAGAGAACACACAUAUAGUCAUUUACUCAUUUCUAUAUCUGACUACGAAAAAAGAAUUGAUACUUUAAAAAAGAAGAAUGAUGAGCUAAAAUCCUAAUUGCAUAGUUUAAAGCAAGAAAUAUUCCCUAUUGAAAAAUUAGAAAUAAAAUAAGACAAGUUGUAAAUUGAUGAAAUAUACCAAAAAUACAAAGACACCAGCGACAAAUCAGAUAACUGUCAUUUAAUCGAAUCUAGAGUUUACGAUUGGAUGAUUCGUACCUUAAUGAAAUUAGAAAGAUGUAUAGGUAUAGAAAAGAAUAAAGAACAAUACUAUUAAGAUUAUAAGAAAAGUAAUCUUCCUGACUUGCUUCUUAGAAUCACUUCUAUAUUAAGAGAAAAUCUUGUUUCUUUGGAUAACUCUGAGGAAGCAUAAAAUGUUUUAAAGGCUACACUGGCUCAAAAAAUUAAUGGUGAUAUAGAACUUAUGCGCAGAGUAAAUAGAGUAAAGCCAAUCGUAGACACAAGCUAAAUUCAAAGAAGUCCAUCAAGAGAUUCAUUUGAUAAACCAUCAGCAAGAGAAUCAACAGAGCAUCUUUCGCAUCAUUCGGAAGUAGAAUUAAAUAAUAGUGAUGUCGAUAGCGUAGACUUAGAAAAGUAAGAGUUUGAUUAUGUCAAUUAGUUAAUAAAAGAAACAAAGCAUGAUUUAAAACGUGGAUUUGCAUAUAAAAAUACUCCAUAAAAAGCUUGA
Tetrahymena thermophila SB210 is the source of this 1833-nucleotide messenger RNA. RefSeq lists its product as hypothetical. Gene Ontology annotation, biological process: cilium movement; outer dynein arm assembly. Gene Ontology annotation, cellular component: cilium. The record is from RefSeq and is a predicted model, not a curated record. Lineage: Eukaryota; Ciliophora; Oligohymenophorea; Hymenostomatida; Tetrahymenidae. The transcript has 13 exons.